AUGUCAGCCGCUGGCACCCGGGGCCUGCGGGCCACCUACCACUGGGUACUUGAUAAAGUGGAACUCCUGCUGCCUGAGAAAUUGAGGCCGUUGUACAACCAACCGGCAGGUCCCAGUACAGUAUUUUUCUGGGCUCCAAUUAUGAAAUGGGGGUUGGUGUGUGCUGGAUUGGCUGACAUGGUCAGACCUGCAGAAAAACUCAGCACAGCCCAAUCUGCUGUUUUGAUGGCUACAAGGUUUAUUUGGUCAAGAUACUCACUUGUAAUUAUUCCCCAAAACUGGAGUCUGUUUGCUGUUAAUUUCUUUGUUGGGACAGCAGGAGCCUCUCAGCUCUUUCUUAUUUGCAGAUAUAACCAAGGAUUAAAAGCUAAAGCAAACAAAGAGUUCUGA
Balaenoptera acutorostrata (minke whale) is the source of this 390-nucleotide messenger RNA. Its product is annotated as mitochondrial pyruvate carrier 2-like. NCBI's taxonomy places the organism in Eukaryota, Metazoa, Chordata, Mammalia, Artiodactyla, Balaenopteridae. Gene Ontology annotation, cellular component: mitochondrial inner membrane. Gene Ontology annotation, molecular function: pyruvate transmembrane transporter activity. Gene Ontology annotation, biological process: pyruvate import into mitochondria. Bases 1 to 390 code for a protein of 129 amino acids. The record is from RefSeq and is a predicted model, not a curated record. The transcript has a single exon.